AUGGGGAACUGUUGUUCCCAAGUUCAACCUCAAGAUGCAGAUCAACCUGAAGCCCAGAAAUUAGCUGUUGCAGAGAGGCCAGAUAAAGAAAACACACCAACAGAAACUCCAAAACCCGCUACCACGGCGGCAGCAGCAGCUGCGGCCUCUACAGCUCCAGCAUCGAAGAAUGGCAAGCAAUCACCUAUUGGAACAGUUUUAGGACGUCCAAUGGAAGAUGUUCGAACCCUUUACACCAUAGGCAAAGAGCUUGGUAGGGGCCAGUUUGGUGUCACCCAUUUGUGCACCUGCAAGAAGACGGGGAAACAGUUUGCAUGCAAAACAAUAGCAAAGAGGAAACUUGCGAAUAAAGAAGACGUUGAGGAUGUGAGGAGGGAAGUGCAGAUCAUGCAUCAUUUGGCUGGCCAUCCAAAUAUUGUUGAGUUGAAGGGGGCGUUUGAGGACAAACAUUCUGUCCAUUUGGUGAUGGAGUUGUGUGCCGGGGGAGAAUUGUUUGAUCGGAUCAUUGCCAAGGGCCAUUAUACGGAGAGGGCUGCAGCAUCGUUGCUUAGGACCAUCGUUCAAAUCGUUCAUACCUGCCAUUCCAUGGGUGUCAUUCAUAGAGAUCUUAAGCCUGAAAAUUUCCUACUUUUGAAUAAGGAUGAGAAUUCUCCCCUUAAAGCUACCGACUUUGGUCUUUCUGUGUUCUAUAAACAAGGUGAAGUAUUCAAAGAUAUUGUGGGAAGCGCAUAUUAUAUCGCACCUGAAGUCUUGAAGAGAAAAUAUGGACCAGAAGUUGAUAUCUGGAGUAUCGGGGUGAUGUUAUAUAUUCUUCUAAGUGGAGUUCCUCCUUUCUGGGCAGAAUCGGAACAUGGGAUUUUCAAUGCAAUCUUGCGGGGACACAUUGAUUUCACGAGUGAUCCCUGGCCUUCGAUAUCUCAUCAUGCCAAGGAUCUUGUAAAGAAGAUGUUGACUUCAGAUCCGAAACAUAGGUUGACUGCACAUCAAGUGCUUUCUCAUCCAUGGAUUGUGGAAGAUGGAGAAGCACCCGAUACACCACUUGACAAUGCUGUACUUGGCAGACUAAAACAAUUUAGGGCAAUGAAUAAGUUCAAGAAAGUUGCUCUUCGGGUUAUUGCAGGAUGCCUUUCGGAGGAAGAAAUCAUGGGACUGAAGCAAAUGUUCAAAGGCAUGGACAGCGAUAACAAUGGGACGAUAACCCUUGAGGAACUGAAACUAGGACUAUCCAAGCAAGGGACAAGAUUAUCCGAAUCUGAAGUCAAACAAUUGAUGGAAGCUGCUGAUGCAGAUGGAAAUGGAACCAUAGAUUAUGAAGAGUUCAUAACAGCAACAAUGCAUAUGAACCGAAUGGAUAAAGAAGAUCAUCUGUACACUGCAUUCCAGUACUUCGAUAAAGAUAACAGCGGGUACAUUACAAUAGAAGAACUAGAGCAGGCUCUCCGCGAAUAUGGAAUAAAUAACGAAAAGGACAUAAAAGAGAUUGUAUCUGAUGUUGACACAGAUCAUGAUGGUCGGAUCAACUAUGAUGAGUUUGUGGCAAUGAUGAGAUCAAAAGGAAGUGCAGCCACAAUGAAUCCCAGGAAACUAAGAGAAUCAUUUGUUGCGAAAUGAGU
Cynara cardunculus var. scolymus (artichoke) is the source of this 1613-nucleotide messenger RNA. Its product is annotated as calcium-dependent protein kinase 17-like. The coding region runs from base 1 to 1611 and encodes 536 amino acids. Gene Ontology annotation, molecular function: calcium/calmodulin-dependent protein kinase activity; ATP binding; calcium-dependent protein serine/threonine kinase activity. Gene Ontology annotation, biological process: peptidyl-serine phosphorylation; protein autophosphorylation; intracellular signal transduction. The transcript is spliced from 8 exons. Gene Ontology annotation, cellular component: nucleus; cytoplasm. NCBI's taxonomy places the organism in Eukaryota, Viridiplantae, Streptophyta, Magnoliopsida, Asterales, Asteraceae. The record is from RefSeq and is a predicted model, not a curated record.